Messenger RNA from Euleptes europaea (tarantolino), 738 nucleotides. It is a transcript of the gene SHISA3, whose product is annotated as shisa family member 3. The record is from RefSeq and is a predicted model, not a curated record. NCBI's taxonomy places the organism in Eukaryota, Metazoa, Chordata, Lepidosauria, Squamata, Sphaerodactylidae. The transcript has 2 exons. The coding region runs from base 1 to 738 and encodes 245 amino acids.
AUGGGGGCGUCGUGGCUGCGCGGCGUGCUGCUGGGCUGCUGCUGCCUGGCGGGGGCGGGGGCGGCGGGGGGCGGCGGCGGGGGCGAGUACUGCCACGGCUGGCUGGACGCGCGCGGCCGGCGCCACGAGGGCUUCCCGUGCCCGGAGCGCUUCGACGCCCCCGACGCCACCAUCUGCUGCGGCUCGUGCGCCCUGCGCUACUGCUGCGCCGCCGCCCGGGCGCGCCUCCAGCAAGGCGCCUGCCCCGACGGGACCGAGCCCCCGCCGCCGCCGGCCAGCGCCCAACCAGUCUACGUACCAUUUCUUAUCGUUGGAUCGAUAUUCGUUGCCUUCAUUUUUGUGGGCUCCCUGGUCGCAGUUUAUUGCUGUACGUGCCUCAGGCCUAAGCAAACUUCACAGCAGCCCAUCCGAUUCUCUCUCCAGAGCUACCAGAUGGAGACUUUGCCAAUGAUCCUGAACUCCACAAACUUAAGGACUCCUUCGCGACAAUCCAGUACGGCAACUAGCACAAGUUCUACCGGGGGCUCCGUCCGCAGGUUUUCCUUCGCUAGACCAGAAUCGGGGUGCAUCCUGGCCUCUUCGCCUCCCCCUUAUUCAACUGGCUGUUUACAAAUGGGCCACUCGGUCCACCUCUCUCAGCCUUCUGGAUUUUUGGUAUCAGCCCCGUAUUUUUCCUACCCUCUCCACACUGAACAGUCUAUAACUGGAAAGAGCGUUCCGGAUUUUAGUCCGAGCUGA